GAAAAUAGUUCAGUCAACGCACAGCAAAAGCAACCGCAAGUUCGAAGGACUUUAGUUAGAAAAGCGCUACACAGAGACCUAUAGGACACAUCAUGUCAUACUACGACGACGAACGCCGCCAUCAUCAUCAUCAUCAUCACCAUGGACGUCCCAUUGUGGAGGUGGACAUAGUUCCACCAAGAAUUCCGCGUCCUAUUGUAGAGAUUGACGUUGGCUCUCGCUAUCCCUCCUACCGACCGGAAGUGGUUGAGGUGGUCACACCAGCAGCUGUCUACCAGCCCCCACCACAACGCCCCAUCGUCGAGGUAGAUGUGGUGCGACCCAGCCGACCACUCAUCGAGUUCAACAUUGGCGGACGUCGUCCACCUCGCGAGGAGGUCAUCAUUGUACAAGAGCAGCCUAGGUGGUGAACUGGUUACCUGAUGAGAUGUGUCAACUAAUUGAAAAAUCAUUUUAAAUGCUUCUUCUUUUAAUUCAAGUGUGAA
This is a messenger RNA of Drosophila innubila, 485 nucleotides long. RefSeq lists its product as uncharacterized. The record is from RefSeq and is a predicted model, not a curated record. NCBI's taxonomy places the organism in Eukaryota, Metazoa, Arthropoda, Insecta, Diptera, Drosophilidae. The coding region runs from base 93 to 410 and encodes 105 amino acids. The transcript has a single exon.